GUCCAAUUAACAUGACUCACUUGUAUCAAAUACAGCUGUUUGACUCAGAAAAUGUAUAUACCGUAUCACUACAAACAAUAUCUAUCCCAUGGUACCCUCCCUAGUUGACAUUUUUUAAAUGAGCCGAAAUGAAAACAUGGCGGCUUGUAAUGGUAACAUUUCGGACAAAUUUCUAGAAAUCGAGUCGCAGUUGGGCAGUGACGUUUCUUCUCUCAGUUUUGAAGAACCUGUGACCCACGUUUACAACCCGCUUGAAUAUGCACGCGAGCCACAUCGUGAUUUUGUGCARAAAUAUUGCCAGUCAAAAMAGAAAGUUUUAUUUGUYGGRAUGAAUCCUGGACCGUUUGGAAUGGCACAAAACGGGGUGCCAUUUGGUGACCAUCAAUGUGUGAAAGAAUGGUUGCAAAUAAGUGGAGAUAUUCAUAAACCACCCAAYGAACACCCCAAAAGACCCAUUCUAGGGUGGGACUGCACUAGAAAAGAGGUCAGCGGAGCAAGAUUUUGGGGAUUUUUCCAAAAACACUCCAAGACUCCAGAAAAUUUCUUCUUAAACUGCUUUGUGUAUAAUUAUUGUCCUUUAGUCUUCAUGAGUGAAAGUGGCAAAAACAUUACUCCAAAUAAUAUUCCAUUGAGUCAGAGAAAAGCCCUAUUUAUAUUUUGUGAUGAUGUGCUACAAGCCRUAGUCAAGUUAUUAGAUGUUGAUGUUCUUGUAUGCCUUGGGAAGUUUGUGGAGUCUCGUUGUAAGAAAGUUUUUAAAGAUUCAAAUAUUCAGAUAAGUGGACUGAUGCACCCAAGCCCUGCUAACCCAGCAGCUAAUGCAAACUGGGAAAACAUAGCAUUGGAGCAGCUUAAUAACUCAGGAGUGAUGCAAUACAUAACAGCACCAACAUGAACAUUUUAGCAAGGAUUUACAUUUUGAUAUUACCCCUUUUGAAGGUACUGUCCCUUCGAAUAACAGCCAUGACUUCUGGUUUCGUCAAAUUUCCUCCCCGAAAGCAAUGGUUGUUUGCCCAGGUGCAACAUUUUUUUCGGGGAGGGAAAAACAAAUUCACCAAUCGUUCCAUCGGGACCGUUCGUCAUGGAUUGAAGGCCUUAUUACCUACAUUUGACGAAACUGGAAGUCAUGACUGUUAGAAGAGACUAUGUUGAAGGUGGAGAAAACCAAGAUCAAAAGCAAAACUUGCAAUGCAACAUUUUUAGGGUUUAAAAAGUACCAUUCUCUAAUACAGAUAUCAUAUACUAUUUGMAUUGAAUUUUGUACAGUCAAGAAUAAGCAUUUGGAAGCAUUUUAAUUUAUAUUAAAAACAUUUAUUUGAAA
Messenger RNA from Exaiptasia diaphana, 1318 nucleotides. Its product is annotated as single-strand selective monofunctional uracil DNA glycosylase. NCBI's taxonomy places the organism in Eukaryota, Metazoa, Cnidaria, Anthozoa, Actiniaria, Aiptasiidae. Gene Ontology annotation, biological process: base-excision repair. The record is from RefSeq and is a predicted model, not a curated record. The transcript is spliced from 3 exons. The coding region runs from base 119 to 892 and encodes 257 amino acids. Gene Ontology annotation, molecular function: oxidized pyrimidine nucleobase lesion DNA N-glycosylase activity; single-strand selective uracil DNA N-glycosylase activity.